UACAACUUGCGUGUCGAGUUCUAUUGAGGCAGGAGGACGUCAGCAGAACAUAUGACACCAUUCUCUUCAUGGAGAGGCUUGUCGAGAGGGUCAUCUGGCCAAGAACCUGGGGGUACAGCUGUAUCGCCAGUGCUACGCCACAGCGCUCGCUCUAAUUCCAGCUCCUUGUCAUAGCACUCGUUCUCAAAUACACCAACUGCUUGGCUGCAGCACGAAGGCCACGUGCGACCUGCCGUCCAUAGUCAUUUACGCAAUAAUCUCAUAAUAAUCUGCAUCCAAAUUGCAAGACCUAGCUAUACUACAAAAAGGACGACAGCAUCUCGAGUUUCUUUCCCAAUGAGCGACAAUGGCCACUUCUGCUACCUCAGUACAUGACGUUGCACAGACCCGAAGUAUUGAGCUGAGGGAAAUCCAUCCUGCGAGCCCAAACUUAGACUCCUCGGCAUCAAAGCCGGAUGCGGUCUCAGAAACCGUGAUUGAUACGCCUGCAGAAAGCAGGCAGAAGCGUAACAAGGGUCGACUGCAUUAUGCUACCCUCUGCUGGUUCAUGUUUCUGGCAGGUUGGAACGAUGGUACCGCGGGACCACUCAUUCCAAGGAUGCAGACCGUCUAUCAUGCUAACUAUACGAUUGUUUCGUUGAUUUUCGUCUGCGCCUGCUUCGGCUUCCUUUCCGGUGCAUUCGCAAACAUAGUUUUGACUCCAAAACUUGGUUUUGGAAAAUUGAUGAUCCUUGGUUCCCUGUGCCAGGUAACCGCGUACUCUCUGCAGGCUCCUGGACUCCCCUUCCCUGUAUUCGUCAUUGCCUAUAUGAUCAACGGGGUUGGCUUGGCUUUCCAGGAUGCACAGGCAAACGGGUACGUUGCCUGCUACAAACGUAAUCCUGAAACAAAAAUGGCACUCUUUCACGCUGUUUAUGGAGCCGGUGCGCUAUGCUCGCCCCUCGUCGCGACCCGAUUCGCCUACAUCCCCCACUGGUCCUUCCACUACCUUACUUCACUUGGGCUCGCACUACUCAACACCGUCUUCCUCUUCCUCGUCUUUAAGCUGCGGACUCAAGACGAGUGUCUAGCAGAGAUUGGCGAGUCUGCUGGCGAGAGCGGAUCCAGCCAACACAGUGCCCUUCGCCAGGUCUUAACGUUGAGGAACGUCCAUCUUUUGGCACUGUUCAUCUUGGUUUAUGUAGGGGUUGAAUUCACUCUCGGAGGUUGGAUCGUUACAUAUGUCAUUGAGAUGCGCGGUGGUGGAGAGACGGCCGGGUACAUUUCGUCAGGUUUCUUCGGAGGCCUGACCGUUGGUCGUCUCGCCUUAUUAUGGGUCAAUAAAUUGGUUGGUGAACGACGCGUCCUCUUCUUCUAUGCUCUCCUCGCAAUUGGCCUUGAAGUGAUCGUAUGGCGUGUUCCUUCUCUGGUAGGAAACGGGGUAGCUGUCUCUCUUGUUGGUGUCCUCCUCGGGCCCAUGUACCCAAUCGUCAUGAACCACUCGAGUCGCAUCCUUCCGCCAUGGCUCCUCACAGGGUGCAUUGGCUGGAUUGCUGGAUUCGGACAGGCAGGCACCGCCCUCUUCCCCUUCAUCACAGGUGCUAUGGCGAGUUCAGUGGGCAUCUCAAGUCUGCAACCAUUACUAGUUGCCAUGAUGAGCUUCAUGAUAAUCCUGUGGGCGAUAGUACCCGGCGAAAAACCCAAACUGCAAUAAAGUAAUCAAUCCAUGAAAGACACAUGCUAUUCUUCAAGCGGCCUCUCGCAGCGAUUGUGGUAAGGAUGUGGGCAGAUGGGCGUCGGUUGUGGUCGUAGAAUCUCUUAUUCCGCUUACGGACAACGACACGACGUCUAGAGGCCUGAACGUGGUUAAUCAAGGAGGAUAUAAAAACUUGUGGAGGCAUACAUGAUAGCUGCGUUGAGUGAGGUCUGUCAAAGCAGGCUUUAAUGUCAUUGAAAUACAAGAUGUGCAUGGAUAUCUUCUGCGCGAAUUCUUGUGCCCUACGAGUAACUAAUGUGCGAAU
Molecule: messenger RNA, 2000 nt
Organism: Guyanagaster necrorhizus
Lineage: Eukaryota; Fungi; Basidiomycota; Agaricomycetes; Agaricales; Physalacriaceae
Product: MFS general substrate transporter
Exons: 10
Coding region: 347-1693 (448 amino acids)
Biological process (GO): transmembrane transport
Cellular component (GO): membrane
Molecular function (GO): transmembrane transporter activity
Source: RefSeq, a predicted model, not a curated record